AUGACUCCGGUCCUACCAAGAGUCCGCGCUACCCAAAUCCCCAGAGGGGCAGCUUGGACACGUCGAAGCUUCGCCUCGCAGGCCCCGGGAUCCCCAGUGUUCGAGGUCUUCAAUAGGCGAUCAAAAUGGCAGCAGAAAGAGAGGGCUGCUGCUGAUGUCGAGAGGAGCCGGCAGGCCGACUACCUCAAGGAUGAGGUGGCCAACAGGCUCUGCGAGCGUCUUCUGGACAUCAAGCGACACUUCCCACGCGCCCUCGACCUGGGCGCAAACACCUGCAAUGUCGCCCGCGCCCUCGCUCGCUCGAAUCCCGACCCGGACCCCGCGAAGCCCACGUCCCCGCCCCUCGCGGAACGCAUAACGGAGCUGGUCGCCGCGGAAUCGUCGCACGCGCAGCUGUACCGCGACGCGGACCUGCCCUUCAACAAGGAGCUGGACAUAACGCGCCAGGUCCUGGAUGACGAGGAGAGCCUGCCGUUCGAGCCUGCCUCCUUCGACCUGGUCCUGAGCAGCCUCAGUAUGCACUGGAUCAACGACCUGCCGGGCGUGCUGUCGCAGAUCAAUCAUAUCCUGAAGCCAGACUGCCCUUUCAUAGGCGCCAUGCUCGGCGGGGACACGCUGUUCGAGCUGCGGACGUCAUUACAGCUGGCAGAGCAGGACCGCAAGGGCGGCUUGUCGCCCCGCGUGUCUCCGCUCGCCGACGUGAGGGACGUCGGUGGCCUGCUGCAGAAGGCGGGCUUCAAGAUGCUGACGGUUGACGUCGACGACAUAGUAGUGGACUACCCCAACACGUUCGAGCUGAUGCAGGACCUGCAGCAGAUGGGCGAGAGCAAUGCCGUCCUGGGUCGGGAGCCGGGCGCCAUAGGCAGGGACGUCCUCCUUGCGAACGAGGCGAUCUACCGUGAGCUUCAUGGAAACGACGAUGGGUCUAUACCUGCGACUUUCAGGAUCAUUUACAUGAUUGGAUGGCAUGACUCUCCCACCCAGGCUGAACCUCUUGCUCGGGGCAGCGCGGAGAUCAACCUCAAGGAUAUUCUCGAGAAGAAAUAG
Messenger RNA from Diaporthe amygdali, 1047 nucleotides. RefSeq names its product methyltransferase domain-containing protein. The transcript is spliced from 2 exons. Gene Ontology annotation, molecular function: S-adenosylmethionine-dependent methyltransferase activity. Gene Ontology annotation, cellular component: mitochondrion. The record is from RefSeq and is a predicted model, not a curated record. NCBI's taxonomy places the organism in Eukaryota, Fungi, Ascomycota, Sordariomycetes, Diaporthales, Diaporthaceae. Bases 1 to 1047 code for a protein of 348 amino acids. Gene Ontology annotation, biological process: mitochondrial respiratory chain complex I assembly.